Molecule: messenger RNA, 3082 nt
Organism: Sipha flava (yellow sugarcane aphid)
Lineage: Eukaryota; Metazoa; Arthropoda; Insecta; Hemiptera; Aphididae
Gene: Top3alpha
Product: DNA topoisomerase 3-alpha
Exons: 19
Coding region: 1-2742 (913 amino acids)
Biological process (GO): DNA topological change
Cellular component (GO): chromosome; nucleus
Molecular function (GO): DNA binding; zinc ion binding; DNA topoisomerase type I (single strand cut, ATP-independent) activity
Source: RefSeq, a predicted model, not a curated record
AUGUUUCGAAGAAAAAUUCAAAUUCAUUUGUCUAAAAAUGUGUUAGAUUUAUAUAAAAAUGUGUAUCAAAUACAUUUUUGUGAGUACUCAAAUCAAAAAGUAAAUGGUAGGAUGAGAGUCUUGAAUGUUGCUGAAAAAAAUGAUGCUGCAAAAAACAUUGCUGGCCAUUUGUCUGGUGGCAAUCUUCAAAGAAGAGAAGGUUUUUCAAAAUUUAAUAAAAUAUACGAAUUUAGUCAUAGUUUUCAAGGGACACCCAGCACAAUGAUUAUGACAUCAGUGUCUGGUCACCUACUUGGAUAUGAAUUUCAAGGAUCAUAUCGUUCAUGGAGUUCAUGUUCUCCUCUUGAAUUAUUUGAUCUUCCUGUAGUUAAAGAAUGCCCUAAAGAUUAUUUAGAUAUCAAGAAAACACUGGAACGUGAAGUUCGAUCAUGCAAUGCCUUAGUAAUAUGGACUGAUGCUGAUAGAGAAGGAGAAAAUAUUGGGUUUGAAAUAAUUGAUGUUUGUAGAGAAGUUAAUCCAAGAAUUGAUGUUUACAGAGCUAUAUUAUCUGAAAUAACUAGACCAUCAGUACAAAGGGCUAUUACUAACUUAGGACCUCCGAAUAAAAAUGUCAGCGAUGCAGUUGAUGUGAGAAGUGAAUUAGAUUUAAGAAUUGGUGCAGCAUUUACUCGUUAUCAAACAAUGCGUUUACAAAAAGUGUUUCCUGAUAUAUUAGCUAAAAGUUUGAUAAGUUAUGGAAGUUGUCAAUUUCCUACAUUAGGAUUUGUUGUUGAACGGUAUAAAGAUAUUCAAAACUUUAUACCUGAACAAUUUUGGAAAAUAAAAGUUAAUCACAAAAUUGAGAAUUUAGAUGUAGAAUUUUCUUGGCAACGAGUAAGGUUAUUUGAUGAAACUUUUUGUAGAGUUCUUUUUGAACGCUGCCAGGAAAAUCCAACUGCUAUUGUAUUAAAAGUAACUAAAAAGCCUAAAUCUAAAUGGCGACCAGUACCUCUAGAUACUAUUGAGUUGGAAAAAGCUGCUAGUCGUAAACUUGGAAUAAACGCUAAAGAAACUAUGAAGAUUGCUGAAAAACUGUAUAGUCAAGGUUUUAUAAGCUACCCUAGGACUGAAACAAAUAUAUUUCCUAAAGAAUUAAACUUAUCAAAUUUAGUUCAGUUGCAAACAGAGGAUAACAAUUGGGGUGAUUUUGCACAAACAGUUUUAAAUGAUGGGCCUUCUCCGAGACAAGGAAAAAAGACUGAUCAAGCUCAUCCUCCAAUACAUCCUACUAAAUAUACACAAGGACUUCAAGAUAGAGAACGUAAAGUUUAUGAAUAUGUAGUUAGACAUUUCUUAGCUUGUUUAUCUAAAGAUGCAGAAGGAGAAGAAACUAUUGUAAAUAUUGAAAUAAAUGAUGAAAAGUUUUUAGCUAAUGGACUUCGAAUUAUAGCCUUAAAUUAUUUGGAAGUCUAUCCCUAUGAUAGAUGGUCUAAUAAACAGAUCCAUAAUUACCAUCAAGGUCAAUCAUUUAUGCCCACUGGAUUAGAAAUGACCGAUGGAUAUACUUGUGCCCCUAAUCUUCUUACUGAAGCUGAUCUAAUUUCUCUAAUGGAUAAGCAUGGCAUUGGUACUGAUGCUACACAUGCAGAACACAUUGAAACUAUUAAAUCCCGUUUGUAUGUUGGAUUAGAAAAUAAUAAAUACUUCAUUCCUGGUGAACUGGGAAUUGGUCUUGUUGAAGGAUAUGAUAAUAUGGGUUUUGAAAUGUCCAAACCACAUUUAAGAGCUGAACUCGAAGCAGACUUGAAAAAAAUAUGUGAAGGAAUUAAAUCACCAGUAAUGGUACUAAGAGAACAAAUAGCUAAAUAUAAAGAAGUAUUUAUAAAAACAACAGAACAAGUAGAAAAAUUAGACCAAUCUUUGGGAAAAUAUUUAAGAGCUCAACCUGUUGCUUUCCAAAAUAAUGGUCAACAUGAAUCGAUGUUUAGAAAAAAUAUUCGAAAGUGUCCUUCCUGUAAUCAAGCUGUCCUAGCAUUAAAACAAAAGCAAAAUAAUCAAGGAUUUUAUAUCACAUGUCUUGGAUACCCAGCUUGUAGAACUACAUUUUGGUUACCUCCUACUGUAGUUAAUGCAGAAGUCACUGAUAAUGUUUGUAACCAGUGUCCUGGAGAUAUAAAAUUAAUUAAAUUUCAAUUCAGUGUUAGAAGUAUGCGACCACAUUAUCAAGAUAUUCAUGAAGGUUGUAUUAACGGGUGCGAUUCUACAAUAUGUGAGAUACUUGGUGUUAAUAUAUCUCGGCCUUCGCCUUCCUCUUCAAAUACUCACUCUAGUAAUAGAAAUGUAACAUCAAGUCAAAAUAGAGGUCCUGUUCGAGAAAACAAUAUUCCUCGUCCAACAAAUAAUAUUCAAAGGACUUCUAUUAUUCAACCACUUAAUGAUCAAGUUUGCUGCCAAUGUGGUGAUGGCGCCAAACUAUUAACAGUUACCAGGGAAACACCUAAUAAAGGACGUCAGUUUUACGGAUGCUCUAAGCCAAUUUCUGCACCUGAUAGGUGUAAUUUCUUCUUAUGGGCAGAUGAUCAACCUGUGGCUACUGGUCAUCAAGCUCAAUUUAACAAUAGAUCUAAUACUCAAAACAAUAAUAGACCUAUGAAUAAUUCAUACAGAGCUAGACCUGGAAACAAUCAAUCAAAUUCUGGACAAAGAAAGUGUGGACUUUGUAAGCAAACAGGUCACACAAGAAGAAACUGUCCUAGAAAUUAAAGCUAUGAUCAAGAAUUUUUAAUGCAAUUUCAAUUUCCACUUAUGUGUUCUGUUCUUUAUGUCUUUAAUAAUUUAUAUUUAUUAUAAAUUAUAUAUUUCAGUGUUUAUGUAUAAAUACCAUUUAUAAAAUACUAACAUUCAUUAAAAAGUCUAAUUCAAAAUAUGUGAUUUAUAUUUUGCUCAUUAUAAUAAAUGGACUAUUCUAAUUGGAUUAGCUGAUUGUGCUUUUCUAUGGAUAAGGACAGAAUACUAAUUGUGUCAUGAUGCGUCAUUUUAUUAAACACUAUAUGUUAAUGUUAAAAUAUAUGAAAUAUUUAAUUGCCAGAUGUAAGAAAUUGCA